UGUCCCGUAUCCAAUUUGCUUCAAGCCUUCGACACAGUCGGCUCGGGGCCGGCCUAAACGGCUAGAUCCAACCCACUGAAAGCCUUGCUCUCUUUCCCUGCUCUUCUGCAUCCUCCUCUUCUUCCGUCCGUCGCCAUGGCUCCCAAGGUUUUGAUGGUCGCGGAGAAGCCCAGCAUCGCGCUCUCCAUCGCCUCCGCCAUCUCCGGCGGUCGCAUGUCUACGCGGAAGGGAAGUACAGAUGUCCACGAGUUUGAUGGGACGUUUCAGGGUUCUCAGGCAUUUUUCAGAGUGACAUCAGUCAUUGGACAUGUCUUCAGUGUAGAUUUUCCACCUGCAUAUCAAAACUGGGAAGGGACUGAUCCAGUAGACCUUUUUAAUGCUCCAGUUCUGAGAUCUGAGUGCAAUCCAAAGGUUCAUAUCCGCAGGCAUCUAGCCCAGGAAGCUCGAGGCUGCACGUAUCUAAUACUUUGGCUCGACUGCGACCGAGAAGGAGAAAACAUUUGCUAUGAAGUAAUUAAUUGCACUGGGAUUCCUGAAAAUGAGGUUGGCAGAAGAAUAUUCCGAGCCAAAUUUUCAUCUGUAACCGAGAAAGACAUAUCGAAUGCUAUGGAUAAUCUUGUGUUGCCAAACAAAGAUGAGGCACUAUCUGUGGAUGCUCGCCAAGAAAUAGACUUGAAGGUAGGAGUAGCAUUUACUCGAUUUCAGACCCGAUAUUUUCAAGGAAAAUAUGGAAAUCUCGACUCUAGAGUCAUUUCGUAUGGUCCUUGUCAAACACCUACACUUGGAUUCUGUGUACAGCGCUAUCAGCAAAUUAACACAUUCAAGCCAGAGAAAUUCUGGUCUUUGAGAACCUAUGUUAUCAAAGAUGGUGAUGAAAUACAGCUAGAAUGGGACAGGAAGAAACUCUUUGAUUUCGAUGUCACUGUAAUGUUCCAGAAGAUGGUAGCCAAUGAUGGAACUCUAAUAGUAACAGAUAUAUCUGUGAAGGAAGAGUGCAAAGCUCGCCCAUCUGGUCUUAAUACAGUGAAUUUGCUUAAGGUUGCAUCGAGUGCGCUAGGUAUUGGACCCCAGACAGCUAUGCACAUGGCCGAACGGCUUUACACUCAAGGAUACAUCAGUUAUCCGCGUACAGAGAGCACUGCAUACCCUGCGUCAUUUGAUUUUAGAAGUGUGCUUUCUGCGCUAGUGCAUAAUCCGUUGUGGUCUAAUAACAUCCGUACCUUAAUGGAUGCUGGUUUCGUUAAGCCUCGUCAAGGUCAUGAUGCUGGGGACCAUCCCCCAAUUACUCCAAUGAGAUCAGCAUCAGAGGAAGCUUUGGAAACUGAUGCGUGGAGGCUGUACCAGUACAUAUGCCAGCAUUUUAUUGGCACCGUCAGUCCUGAUUGUAGAUAUACAAGGACUGCAGUUGAGUUCACUUCAGGUGGAGAGAUUUUCCGUUGUGUUGGCCAUCGAGUCACUUCGAAAGGAUUUACAUCUAUUAUGCCAUGGCUUGCUGUGGCCGAGAAUAAUCUUCCUACAUUUAAAAAUGGAGACACUGUUAGUAUUCAUAAGGUUGACAUAUAUGAGGGAAGCACCACACCUCCUGAUUAUCUUAGUGAGAGUGAAUUGAUCUCUCUCAUGGAGAAGAAUGGCAUAGGCACAGAUGCAUCAAUUCCUGUGCAUAUAAACAACAUUUCUGAACGUAAUUAUGUCCAGGUAAAUUCUGGAAGAAGAUUAGUACCAACUGCCCUGGGAACUACUUUGAUAAGAGGAUAUCAGUGUAUUGAUGCUGAUCUCUGCCUGCCAGAUAUUCGAAGCUUCAUUGAGCAACAGAUUACUCUAAUUGCAAAAGGCAAAGCUGAUCAUCUUCAAGUUAUUCAACAUGUUAUUCAGCAGUUUAUGAAAAAGUACUCUUACUUUGUGAAGAAGAUUGAAAACAUGGAUGCGUUGUUUGAAGCACAGUUUUCACCUCUGGCAGACUCUGGGCGUCUAUUGAGCAAGUGUGGAAAAUGUGGUCGGUAUAUGAAAUAUAUUUCCACUCAGCCAAUGAGAAUGUAUUGUAUAACUUGUGAGGAGGUCUAUUAUCUUCCCCAGAAUGGUACCAUUAAGCUUUACAAGGAAAUUAUUUGCCCGCUUGAUGGUUUUGAGUUGCUUCUGUUCUCAAUGGUGGGCCCUGAUGCAAAAUCUUUCCCACUAUGCCCCUGUUGCUAUAAUAGUCCUCCAUUCGAAGGCAUCGACAAACUUUUUGGUGCUAUCAAGCUUGAUGACACCGGCAAGCUUGGGAAAGGAGCUGGCAUGCCUUGCUUCCUUUGCCCACACCCGACAUGCAAACAAUCAAUGAUAACUCAAGGAGUUUGUGCUUGUCCAGAGUGUAGUGGUACCCUAAUUCUUGAUCCAGUUAGUGCGCCCAAAUGGCGCCUUCUCUGCAAUAUGUGUAACUGUGUUGUCUUACUCCCACAUGCCGCUCAUAGAAUCACCACUACAGAUAAGAAGUGCUCAACAUGUGAGUCUACUAUCAUUGAAGUUGACUUCAAUAAGAAAGCUACCCCUCUUGAAGAUGGAGCUACUUUGCAUGAGGGUUGCAUCUUGUGUGAUGAGCUGUUACAUUCACUCAUUGAGAUGAAGCAUGGGAAAUCCUUUUUUAUGCGGAGAGGCAGAGGGAGAGGUAGGGGUAGAGCCCGUGGGAGAGGAGGCAGCCGGGGCAGGGGACGACGGGGGAACUCAAGGCAUGACGAUCCUAAGAUGAGUUUCAGAGAUUUUUGAAGGUUUAUGUUGCGCAGGUCUUUUUGGUUUAAAAUGUCAAAUUUAUUAUUGUUGAAAUGUUGAAUUAUGUUGUUGAAGAUCCAGAAGAACUAGGCAAAUAUAUUAACAAGCAUUAUGGAGCAUAUAUUUCUUUGUAUUUACUUGUGUAAAUUUUAAGGGGCAAUAUUCCUUGACGAUAUCCUUUUGUUUGGAAUUAAGUAUAUCUACCUGAAAGCUUGGCCUUUUUACUGUUUUUAUGAGAAUAGUAGUCCUUAAUAUUCAUUUACGGCCGUCCUCUUUUCUUCGCCACUAUGGCCUUUUAAUAUCCUAAGUCAUGCUUAUGCAGGAAUGGUCCCAAUUCUUAGUUGUUGCUACACUCUGUUCCGAAUUAUAAGACUGCCAAAAUGUCUUACAAGUCGAUAGAUGUAGUUACUAAGUACGGAGUACUAGUUAGGCUUUUACAUUAAAUCGCAUGCAAGUUAUUGCUGAUGUCCUAUGUCUUAUGCUUUAGUCACCUUACAUGAAUCAGAGCAGUGCAGUUGUAGGUUCAUUGUGAAUUUUAUAUUUACCUUAAUUUUGGCUUGAGAAA
Brachypodium distachyon (stiff brome) is the source of this 3310-nucleotide messenger RNA. Its product is annotated as DNA topoisomerase 3-beta. The transcript is spliced from 16 exons. Gene Ontology annotation, cellular component: nucleus. Gene Ontology annotation, biological process: DNA topological change. Lineage: Eukaryota; Viridiplantae; Streptophyta; Magnoliopsida; Poales; Poaceae. The record is from RefSeq and is a predicted model, not a curated record. Gene Ontology annotation, molecular function: DNA binding; DNA topoisomerase type I (single strand cut, ATP-independent) activity. The coding region runs from base 136 to 2742 and encodes 868 amino acids.